Molecule: messenger RNA, 915 nt
Organism: Epinephelus lanceolatus (giant grouper)
Lineage: Eukaryota; Metazoa; Chordata; Actinopteri; Perciformes; Serranidae
Gene: alox5ap
Product: arachidonate 5-lipoxygenase-activating protein
Biological process (GO): leukotriene biosynthetic process
Cellular component (GO): endoplasmic reticulum; nuclear envelope; membrane
Molecular function (GO): glutathione transferase activity; enzyme activator activity; glutathione peroxidase activity
Source: RefSeq, a predicted model, not a curated record
GCUCAUUUGCCAGUGAUACUCUAUACAGGGCCCUUUGAUGAACGCCAAAUCAUAGAGUAACGUCGAUGCAAAUUUUGUUGUGUGAAACUGUAGUCAUGCAUGUGUGUGCGACCUGGUGAGUAUCACUCCACACACACACACACACAGGAAGUUUCAGGCAGCUUGCUGGCACCUCUCUGUAUUAAGCCAGAGCAUCAUUUACAUAAAGAGGAAGCCGCAAAUGAGUGUGUAUGUGGGAUGGAGGUGGGAUGGGGGGAGCAUGUGAUGUCACAGCAGGACAGAUCAGGUUUAUGUUCUGCAAGCUGCACAGCAUAGACACACUUCUGGACGUGAAGCUCGACCUCUCCAUCCACCUGCUCCCGCAACUCGCAAGGUCAUCAUGAACCUCGUAGUGGUGGAAAACAUCUACCUCCUGGUCAUAGUCACCCUAAUCAGUGUACUUCAGAACGCAUUCUUCGCCCUGAAGGUGGAGAAGGAGUGCAAAACUCAAAAUGUCAACGCAGCUGCUUUUGAACGAGUCUCUUGUGCCAAUCGCAACUGCAUGGAUGCUUAUCCCACUUUCCUGGCAGUGAUGUGGUGUGCCGGUCUGUGUCUCAGUCAAGCGCCUGCUGCCUUUGCCGGGAUCAUCUAUCUUGUAGUCAGGCAGAAGUACUUUGUUGGAUACAUGGGACAAACCUCUCAAAGCACUCCAGGCUACCUGUUUGGAAAACGCGUCCUCGGCUUCCUGUCCCUGAUGUGCAUUGUGGGCAUCUCCAGCUACCUGCUAGUGCGCUUCUACGGCAACGGCUAUAAGGAAUACGUAGAGACCAUCGCCAACGCUGCAUCUGCUCUUCUCCUCAUCCCUUAGUCCAGUUGGUGUGUGUCACAUAAUGGCAACCCCACAUUUAUCUUUUAACUUAUGAGAACUCAAUUAAA